Molecule: messenger RNA, 1359 nt
Organism: Chanos chanos (milkfish)
Lineage: Eukaryota; Metazoa; Chordata; Actinopteri; Gonorynchiformes; Chanidae
Gene: lipib
Product: lipase, member Ib
Exons: 10
Coding region: 1-1359 (452 amino acids)
Biological process (GO): lipid catabolic process
Molecular function (GO): glycerophospholipase activity
Source: RefSeq, a predicted model, not a curated record
AUGUUACCCUGGCGAUUCCUGGGUCUGGUGGGCAUCUUCACACUUUGCAGAGGCCAGGAGAGCGAUUGUGACAACUUCUCUGACCUGGAUUUCCAUGAGACGUUCAUUGGGACCAAGCUCUACGUGCGAUUGCUCCUGUACACACGAGCCAACCUGGAAUGUGGACAGGAGCUGCCCCAUCACAACUUCACCAAAGAGCCCUUGUUCAACAUUACCAGACCCACCACCUUUGUCAUACAUGGCUACAGACCAACAGGGGCACCUCCAAUUUGGAUUAAUCAUAUAGUGCAUCUACUGGCAGCACAAGAUGACAUGAAUAUUCUUGUGGUAGACUGGAACAGGGGGGCAGCUAAUCUCAACUACUUUACAGCUGUUGCCAACACACGCCACACUGCAGCCAACAUCACGGGCUUCAUUGAGAGCAUGGAGGACAAGGGGGUAUCUCUCGACUCCAUUCAUCUGAUUGGGGUCAGUCUGGGGGCACAUGUGGCUGGGUUUAUUGGAGCUAUGCUGGGAGGCAGAAUAGGGAGAAUUACAGGACUGGAUCCAGCAGGACCCAUGUUUGCUGGUGUUCCUCCAGAAGAGCGUCUGGAUCCAACUGAUGCCCAGUUUGUGGAUGUUUUGCACACAGAUAUGAACUCUUUUGGCCUCAGAGGGACUCAUGGUCACAUUGAUUUCUAUGCAAACGGAGGAGCAGACCAGCCUGGCUGUCCCAAGACCAUCUUCUCAGGGAAGUCGUAUUUUGUUUGUGAUCACCAGCGCUCAGUUUUCCUGUACCUGUGUGCUCUCAAUCACACAUGUAACCUCACAGCUUACCCCUGCUCCUCCUACAGUGACUUUUUGAGUGGUCAGUGCAUGCAAUGUGAGACCUUCAAACCUGCUUCCUGUCCUGUUCUCGGUUAUGACAUGAGUAAGUGGAGGGAUACACUUCUACGACUGGGUCAAACGAGGGUCUAUUUCUCCACUACUGCAGAACUCCCAUACAGCAAGACAAGUUACAGAGUGGAUAUGGUAACUUGGAACCAGUACUUGCGCUGGGGAGUGGUUAUCCUCCGACUGCACAGUGGAAGAAAUGUGAUUGAGACCAGAAUAGACAAUAAGCUGCUCCGAUUUGAGCAGUACACAGCUACUCGACUCCUAGCCCAAUUCGAUGAAGAUCUGUACCCAGUUCAGAAGAUCUCCUUACGGAUUGUCACCGGGAAUGUGAUUGGGCCACGUUACAAACUGCGUCUGCUCCGCAUAAGGAUAAGCCCUCUAGAGCAACAAGACAGGCCGCUGAUGUGCCGAUAUGACAUCAUAUUGGAGGAAAAUGCAGAGGUGACCUUCAAACCAUUACCGUGCCAUGAAUCUCGACACUAA